ACUUCACUAAUUAAGCUCUAAUAAGAAGCCCUGGCUGCUUAAACCAGCAGCAGCUACCUUAGACAUCUAUUUUGGAGCAAUAGAUCCGCCAUACAUAUAUUAAUUAUCUACUCGAUCUCUCCAUUAGUCUCCAGCUAUACGCAUCUUCCCUAGCUUGCUAAGCUAGCUAGUCUUCUCCUUCCUUUCUCCUCUUCCUCCUCCUCCUCUUCUUCUCAAUCUUGCUCAGCAAAUCUUGUCGGGGAGAGAGAGAGAGAGAUCAGCAAGGAGAAGAGGGAAUUAAGCUAGAUCGAGGUAGUCGUCGAUCGAUCGAUUGAAGAUGGGGAGAGGGAAGAUUGCCAUCAAGAGGAUCGACAACACGAUGAACCGGCAGGUGACCUUCUCGAAGCGGCGCGGCGGGCUGAUGAAGAAGGCCCGGGAGCUGGCCAUCCUCUGCGACGCCGACGUCGGCCUCAUUGUCUUCUCCUGCACCGGCCGCCUCUACGACUUCUCCAGCUCAAGCAUGAAAUCAAUAAUAGAGCGGUACCAGGAGGCAGGAGAGGAGCAUUGUCGGUUGCUGAACCCAAUGUCAGAGGCUAAGUUUUGGCAGCGGGAGGUUACAACUUUGAGGCAGCAAGUGCAAAACUUACACCACAACAACAGGCAACUUUUGGGAGAGGAAAUCUCCAACUUCACAGUUAGAGAUCUGCAGCUUCUCCAGAACCAAGUUGAGAUGAGCCUACAUUCCAUAAGAAAUAAAAAGGAUCAACUUUUGGCAGAGGAGAUUCUAAAACUCAAUGAAAAGGGGUCUCUUGUUCAAAAGGAGAACAGUGAACUUCGCAAGAAGUUCAACAUUGCUCAUCAACGCAACAUAGAAUUACACAAGAAGCUUAACUCUGGAGAAAGCACGUCAAGUGAGCAAGUUACCAGAAGCUCAAAGGAUCCCGGAGAAUCGAGUACACCCCGUGAUUCACGUGUGUGUAUUGACCUUGAAUUGAGUCAAAAAGAAGUUGAAGAUGAAUAACACAUGAUCAAGUGUUAAAAACAACAUGAUGGCCAGUAACUUUUGCAGCAUCACGCCUACUACAAGCGCAAGAAAAGCUAGCUACUACUGGAACAAGGGAUCUUAAUCAUGUUUUGAAACUUAAUUAGUAAUAUUUUAAAAAAUCGUACUAUACUAAUCAUGAUGUGUAGCGUAUUGCACCACUGAAUUUAUUACUGUAAUUAACAUGGUGAGUGUUAAAAUAUUUUGUGAUAUCCAUAUUAUAUUGCAACUCUUACGUGUCAUAUAUGUCAUGUUAUAUUUAAA
Messenger RNA from Oryza sativa Japonica Group (Japanese rice), 1285 nucleotides. The record is from RefSeq and is a predicted model, not a curated record. NCBI's taxonomy places the organism in Eukaryota, Viridiplantae, Streptophyta, Magnoliopsida, Poales, Poaceae.